AGGCGGGGCUGUGUGCUUUGUGUUUCCUCCCGCCUCAGCUUCCGAGGCGCUCCCGGGUCGACGAGAUCGUCUGCGGAAGCUGGGGUGUAGGUGGUCAUCUGCUGGGUCGGGGCUGGGUCAGAGUAAGAUCGUGGCAGGAGGCAGUGGGCUCAGCCACCCGCGAGAUGGAAGGGACAGAAGGCAAUCCCGGGCAGCCCGGCCCCGCAGAACGCUCCCACCGAAGCAGCGUGUCCUCCGUGGGAGCCCGAGCAGCUGAUGUGCUGGUGUACCUGGCUGACGACACAGUGGUGCCCUUGGCUGUGGAGAACCUGCCCUCGCUCAGCGCCCAUGAGCUGCACCGCAUGGUCCGGGAGGUGCUGCAGCUCCCCGAUGCUGCUGUGGAUGCCUUUGCACUCUGGCUCGUCUCUCCGCUGUUGGAGGUGCAGCUGAAGCCCAAGCACCAGCCCUACAAGCUGGGCCGCCAGUGGCCGGAGCUGCUGCUGCGCUUCACUGACGCCCCUGAUGAUGACGUGGCCAUGGAUGAGCCCUCCCUUCAGUUUCGGAGGAACGUGUUCUUCCCAAAAUGGCGAGAGCUCCAGAUCCGUGACGAGGAGAUCCUGCGGCUGCUCUACGAGGAAGCAAAGGGCAACGUGCUGGCCGCUCGGUACCCAUGCGACGUGGAGGACUGUGAGGCCCUGGGCGCCCUGGUAUGCCGGGUGCAGCUGGGGCCCUACCAGCCUGGCCAGCCUGCGGCCUGCACCCUGAGGGAGAAGCUGGACUCCUUCCUCCCCGCCCACCUCUGCAAGCGGAGCCACGGCCUCUUUGCUGCCCUGCGGGGCCGAGGAGCCAGGGCGGGCACAGGCGAGCAGGGCCUGCUGAAUGCCUAUCGCCAGGUGAAGGAAACAGUCAGCAGUGACGGUGCCCAUGAGGCCACCCUGGGCACCCACUACCGUGCCUACCUCCUCAAGUGCCACGAGCUGCCCUUCUACGGGUGUGCCUUCUUCCACGGUGAGAUUGACAAGCCGGCCCAGGGCAUUUUGCACCGUGGUGGGCGAAAGCCAGUGAUCGUGGCCAUCAGUCUGGAGGGCGUGCAUGUCAUUGACAGUAGGGAGAAGCACGUGCUGCUGGGUCUGCGCUUCCAGGAGCUGUCAUGGGACCACACCUCCCCGGAGGAGGAGGAGCCUGUCCUGUGGCUGGAGUUUGAUGGGGACUCUGAGGGCCUUCCUGUCAACAAGCUGCUCAGGAUCUACUCGAAGCAGGCGGAGCUGAUGAGCAGCCUCAUUGAGUACUGCAUUGAGCUGAACCAAGCUGCAGAGCCCCCCGCCCCGCAGGAGAGUGCACCCAGCCCCCACUCCGCACCAGACUCCUUGCCACCUCCCACUCAGCGCCCCAAACUGAGGAGACAGAGCAGUGUGGUGUGCAGCCGGAUCCAGCACCUCUCCACCAUCGACUACGUGGAAGAUGGCAAGGGGAUCAAGCGGGUGAAGCCGAAGCGCUCCACGUCCUUCUUCAGCCGGCAGCUCUCCUCGGGCCAGCGGGGCUACACUGUGGUGCAGCCCACAGACAGCCUGGAGCAGGGCUGAAGAGGCCGCACCAGGCAGGAGGAGGGACGGGGACCCCGCCUGUGGACCUGCCCCAGCACAGUCCCCGUGGCGGGCACCAGACAUGGGAAUCCACAAUCUGAGCACAGAGCAGUGAGUGGCCUCAGUCCCUCGAGCUCUGGCUGUUUCAGACCAUGGAGAGGGGGCUGGUGCCAUCUGGGAUGAUACCUGAGCCACGCAGGACUGGCUAGGGCUCCCACAGAGCCCCUCUUGCACCCUGGCUCCCACCCACAGACGCAACUCCAAAUCCCCUGCCAAGGGGCUCAGCAGCCUGUGCCCUGCUGGGACUGCCAGCAGCCCCAAUGGCCAGCAACCACGGUCAGGGCUUGGCACCUGCAGGCUCAACAUCUUUUUCCUUGGACCUUGGUCACCACAUCUCACAUUCCUUUCUGCUGGUGUUUUCUCCCACCUGCCAGGAUGGGCUGUCCCUUGGGGGUGAGAGCCCCCUGAAUUGAACCCUCUGGGAUAGAUGAGGCCUCCGUGCCAUCGAUGAACUGGGCCUGGAGGGAGCCGGGUAGGUCCCCCUUGCUCAUAUCUCCCUGGCAGGCAUCAGACACUGAACAAAGAAAGGGGCCUUGUAACUUUUGGUGGCAUCACUGCUGGGAGGUGGCCAUCCUGUGGACCAGCAGGCAGGCCCAGACCAACACUGUACCAGGAAAACUCCCAAAAAACCCCUUGUCACCUUCCCAGGGCCAGACAGUUCCCUCUCCCCUUCAUGCCUGAGUCUUCCAGAUUUGUACUCCGUCUUUCCUCAUCUGCUUUGUUUGGUGAAGUUGGUGAGUCCUUGGUAACCUCAGGCUACAGACUCUGCUUCAGCAAAAGUGGAGGGUCCCCCUGGGGACCAGUCUCAAUAACACAAGAUGUGUCUCUUUGGGACUUUGGAAAGGAGGCUUCAAUGUGGAUGCUUGACUUUGACAGGGGGCAGUUUGGGGCUGGAACCCAGGAUCAUGCACAGGUUGGACCAGUGAGUUUAUACCCCAAGGCCCCAGCUUCACCCUCCUGGCAACAGUGGCUGUAUAUCUUUUUGGUACCAGAAAUAGAACUUAGGACCUUGUGCUUGCCAGGGAGGUGCUUGUGCCCCUGAGCUGUAUCCCCCGCCUCUGUGUCCUUUUGGAGAGAAGCUGGGCCUCAGGAUGGGGCCUUUCCUGACCCUGGCCUUCUCUGUGGGGACACAGGCUUUGCUCUUGUGCUUUCUCCAUGGUAACCGUGGAAAUGGGAACUGGUCUUGUUCCAAAUCCAAAGGCCAUUUGUCCACUCGCAAUAAUGUGAGAGCUGCAGUCCUGCCUCCCCACAGCGGCACUUCGUUAUUUAUAAUAAGGAAGGAGGAGACCUGGGAGGUGUCUCCAGGCUUUUGGGAUGUUUGGGCUACAUUGCUGCAUCAGCUGCCACUUCUUGUCUCCCCUGCUGGCUUGGCAUGACCUCACCAAGCUGCCAGCCCGCUGACCUGUCCCAGCCCUCUGGUCACCUGGGCCACUCCCUGGUGGCUCCAGCACAUUCUCAUCUGAUGGCCCCAGGGGCUGCCGGGGUGUGGCUGGGUGUGUACAGCUGGCAUCUUUCCACUGUUGAGCUCACUCCUGAUUUCUAAGCUUCCAUUGUGCCUUACUCUCCUCUGCUGCCCUUUGGGACAAAGCAAUAUUGUACUGAAAUGCCUUUGAAUGUCCUCAUUCUUUUGUAUCAUGCAGUUAAUAAAAUCAGUUUCCAGCAA
Molecule: messenger RNA, 3285 nt
Organism: Cavia porcellus (domestic guinea pig)
Lineage: Eukaryota; Metazoa; Chordata; Mammalia; Rodentia; Caviidae
Gene: Frmd8
Product: FERM domain containing 8
Exons: 11
Coding region: 165-1562 (465 amino acids)
Biological process (GO): negative regulation of canonical Wnt signaling pathway
Cellular component (GO): cytoskeleton; plasma membrane
Source: RefSeq, a predicted model, not a curated record